AUGCGAUGGUCUCCAGUAGCAACAGCAGCAGCAGCUAAGGGUUUAAGAAACUUUCAACAACCAAAACAAAACCAACAACACAACAGCACCAAUAACACAAACAACACUACCAAAACCAUCAAUACCAACAAUACAAACUACAAUAAUAUUAGCAACACCAACGAAACCAAUAGCAACCCUACAAUUGAUACAACACCUACAACACCUACAACUCCUUCAACACAGAUAACUGCUUCAACACCAACAACACCAACUAUAACACCAAAAAUGGAGACAAAACCAACAAUACCGAUGACACCAACAACUCCAGUAAACCAACAACACUUCAACAUCAACAACAUCAACAAUACCAACAAUACUAAUAACACCAACAAUACUAACAACACUAAUUACAAUAAUAACACCAACAAUACUAAUAACACCAACAAUACUAAUAACACCAAUUACACCAACAACACCAACUAUAACACCAAAAAUGGAGACAAAACCAACAAUACCGAUGACACCAACAACUCCAGUAAACCAACAACACUUCAACAUCAACAACAUCAACAAUACCAACAAUACUAA
Episyrphus balteatus (marmalade hoverfly) is the source of this 570-nucleotide messenger RNA. RefSeq lists its product as uncharacterized. NCBI's taxonomy places the organism in Eukaryota, Metazoa, Arthropoda, Insecta, Diptera, Syrphidae. The record is from RefSeq and is a predicted model, not a curated record. Bases 1 to 570 code for a protein of 189 amino acids. The transcript has 2 exons.